AUGGCUGAAGCGCAGACCAUUCCGACCUUCAAGCUGGUCCUUGUUGGUGAUGGUGGUACCGGAAAGACCACCUUCGUCAAGCGCCAUUUGACCGGUGAAUUCGAGAAGAAGUACAUGGCCACCCUCGGCGUUGAGGUUCACCCUCUUGCCUUCACCACCAACUACGGUCAGAUCCAGUUCGACGUCUGGGAUACCGCCGGUCAGGAGAAGUUCGGUGGUCUCCGUGAUGGUUACUACAUCAACGGCCAAUGCGGCAUCAUCAUGUUUGACGUCACUUCCCGCAUCACCUACAAGAACGUUCCCAACUGGCACCGUGAUCUCACCCGUGUCUGCGAGAACAUCCCCAUCGUUCUCUGCGGCAACAAGGUCGAUGUCAAGGAGCGCAAGGUGAAGGCCAAGACCAUCACUUUCCACCGGAAAAAGAACCUCCAGUACUAUGAUAUUUCCGCCAAGUCUAACUACAACUUCGAGAAGCCCUUCCUCUGGCUCGCCCGCAAGCUUGUUGGCAACCCCGGCCUUGAGUUUGUCGCCGCCCCCGCGCUUGCCCCCGCUGAGGUCCAGGUCGAUCAGGCUCUCCUUGCCCAGUACGAGGCCGAGCUUAACCAGGCCGCCCACGAGCCCCUUCCCGACGAUGAUGAUGACCUUUGAGCGGCUCGAAUCAUUGGUGGCUUAGUCAAGCUCGAGGGGGGUGGUUCAGGAUGAUAACGCCGGUAAUGAAGAUAUCUACCAUACACAGAGGGCAGGCGGGCAGGCAUUGGGAUGGGAAGAGCGAAAUACGAUUCACGUAUGGUAGCGUUGAGAGACGUCGGUUCAGUAUUUGAGGAAGAAGAGCGGCGGUCAAAUAUUUCUUUUUGACGAUUGGUUUCAAUCAGGACCAACUCAACCGAAGUACGGAGGUAGAUCUGGGUUUUUUUUUCUGCAUUGCAGUUUGCUAGGUAGACCAAUUUGAGACAUCGUCUCGCAGGCAAUCAUUCUUUACCCCUC
Molecule: messenger RNA, 984 nt
Organism: Podospora bellae-mahoneyi
Lineage: Eukaryota; Fungi; Ascomycota; Sordariomycetes; Sordariales; Podosporaceae
Gene: GSP1
Product: GTP-binding nuclear protein gsp1/Ran
Exons: 5
Coding region: 1-648 (215 amino acids)
Biological process (GO): ribosomal subunit export from nucleus; protein import into nucleus
Cellular component (GO): nucleus; cytoplasm
Molecular function (GO): GTPase activity; GTP binding
Source: RefSeq, a predicted model, not a curated record